Messenger RNA from Trametes versicolor FP-101664 SS1, 741 nucleotides. RefSeq lists its product as uncharacterized. Gene Ontology annotation, cellular component: nucleus. The record is from RefSeq and is a predicted model, not a curated record. The transcript is spliced from 5 exons. NCBI's taxonomy places the organism in Eukaryota, Fungi, Basidiomycota, Agaricomycetes, Polyporales, Polyporaceae. The annotation marks the transcript as partial.
AUGAUCGGAUACUACAGGUUCACAGACAUCUUCUUUGAAUGGCAUCAGGCCCUCCCAAACCAGGCGGACGUAAGCCCUCUGAAGGCACUAAUUGCGUACAGCGCGCUCGUCCACCCCGAUCACCCCCUACGAAAAGAGGGCGUGAACGGCAUCGAACUCUACCUCGGAACGUUCGAGAGCGGGGAGAUGCGCCUGCUAUUCUCGUCCGCGCAGGUCGAGUACAUGCGCUACUGGCUGCACACCGUGAGGCUCACCGCCGAGCCGAUCCCGCUCCCGACGUCCGAGUACCUCAUCCAGGCGGGCGACCUUCUCACGUGCUCGCCCGACGUGUACAAGGACCCGGCGGCGCUGAAGAAGGCGAUCAAAGGCAUCGACAAGAACAACAAGCGCCUGCGCGGGACGGGCAGCCUGCUCACCGCGCGGCGGUUCGCGUUCGAGCGCGUGCGCACGCUGUGGGCGGCGAAGAUCGGCACGUGGCUCGCGCUCGACUUCGAGGCGUGGGACAUGGACCACACGGCGCUGACCGAGUUUGGGUGGAGCGCCGUGCGCUGGGUCGACGGCGAGCCGGUGAAGGAGGACGGGCACCUCGUCGUGAAGGAGCACCGGAUGUACACGCAGCAUUACGUCCCCAACAACCGCGAGUACUACAACUUCGGCGAGAGCGAGAUCGUGACCAAGCCCGUGUUCAAGCAGCGGAUACAGGACCUCAUCAACACGCACAAGGAAGCAGGCCCGCUCUUC